Molecule: messenger RNA, 1239 nt
Organism: Exaiptasia diaphana
Lineage: Eukaryota; Metazoa; Cnidaria; Anthozoa; Actiniaria; Aiptasiidae
Product: octopamine receptor
Exons: 2
Coding region: 28-1110 (360 amino acids)
Biological process (GO): adenylate cyclase-activating adrenergic receptor signaling pathway
Cellular component (GO): membrane
Molecular function (GO): G protein-coupled receptor activity
Source: RefSeq, a predicted model, not a curated record
GGCAAAACAGGACUACAGGACCACAAAAUGGGAAAUGAAACAGUGAUGUUAUAUAACCAUAAGCUAUUCAAUACCACUGCCAACACGUCAAGCUUGGUUUGUGGAGAGUUGAGUCCCGCCUUUACUAUAACUGGUCUGACAUGCAUGGGUACUAUUGUAGUGUUAUCAGUGUCAGGCAACUCUUUAGUCUGCUUUGUCAUUGCAAGAUUCUCACGUCUUAGAACCAUCUCAAACUACUUAGUAUUCAGCUUGGCCGUAUCAGAUAUGAUGGUAGCAUUGAGUGUACUGCCAUUUGACAUUAUCUACUGGGUGUAUUUUCCUUCUUGGCCUUUGGGUGGUUAUGUUUGCAACUUGUGGAACUCCUCAUUUUUCGUGUUUCUUACUGCCUCAGUGUUAAAUCUCUUAGCAAUUUGUACUGAUCGUUUUGUUGCCGUGGUCUUUGCACUUCGGUACAAAGACAUCAUGAAUACACAAAUUGUGAAAGUCAUCAUAGCUGCGAUUUGGGCAUAUUCCUUUUCAAUUGGUGCAAUCCUUUUUGCUGUUUUGGUGCCACCACAGGAUCAUACUUACACUUUUGAGCUUCAUCCAGCGUUUCAUGGUUUUCUAUUGGUUGGAAAUGUCUUUGUUCCUUUCUGCAUUAUGAUUGGUUUAUACUUCAAAAUCUAUCUGAUAGCACGUGACCACGCAAGGCGAGUCGGGAUUAUUUCCAUCACUUCUGAUCUUCACGUCUUUGAUAUGAUUGGUCGAGAACUUAGAGUAGCAAAGACCUUUGGGAUUGUAGUCGUGACAUUUUUGCUUUGUUGGAUGCCUUUCGAGGUGAUAAACGUUGCGAUUCUGAUCGAUGAAGGUGUUGAAAGCUGUUCCAUGGAGAUAGCGGAUACCGUAUCAUGUUGGUUUGCCUAUCUACAGAUAGCAGCGAAUCCAGCCAUCUAUGCUUUUGCAAACAGUAAAUUCAGAAAAGCAUUUAAGAGGAUCAUUUGUACACAACGAAACGAGUUGGAUGAUUCUACAUUGAAGUCGACAAACUAUAGAGAAGGUGACGUACAGUCAGUACGGGUAGGACGAAACACAGAUCAAUGUAGUGAACAAGACAAUGGGGAGUCCAGAUGAUUUGAGUACCAAAAUGAGCGACUUCUCAACGCUAAGAAUUGUUAUUAAGUAAACCGUAACUUGAAUUAACUAAAACUAACUUGUCACUAUGAUUCAUACACACACAACGGUAGCAAACUAACAACAUCU